This is a messenger RNA of Danio rerio (zebrafish), 1741 nucleotides long. NCBI's taxonomy places the organism in Eukaryota, Metazoa, Chordata, Actinopteri, Cypriniformes, Danionidae. The record is from RefSeq and is a predicted model, not a curated record.
CGAGGGAAAGCCACUGAUAUAUCAGAUAUAUCUGCAGCAGUCCAACAACACAGAGGUGCGUCCACAGGGGAAGGAGAAAACAAGCAGCAGAAUGUUACCUUUGACUGAAGCUGGAUCUCUCUGCACAGCCUGGAUUUUACACUGACCGUCUGUUUCUCUGAGAUUAUCUGGAAUAACUGUGAUGGCCAGGGUGUCAUUCAUACAUCUGGGAGUUUUGCUUUUUAUUGGACUAACAGUCGCGAUGGCCAACGGAUUUUCCUCGUUUCGUCCUGAAGCGCUCGUGAAAAGCAGCAGUAAGGAUUUCCCCGGAGCCCCAAGCACAAGCGCAGCCCCUCCACAUCAGUUUGAGGGUAAAAGCGGAGCCUGUUUGCUCUGCCAGCUCCUGAAACCCCACAGGAGAGACAAGAGAUGCACGUGUUACUCCUAUAAAGACAAGGAGUGCGUUUACUACUGUCACCUGGACAUCAUCUGGGUCAACACACCUGAACGCACCGUCCCGUACGGCAUGUCGAGUUAUAGAGGCUCCCAGCGGGCCCGGCGUAAUGCAGGAGGUCAGCGCUGCACGUGUGCUUUACACAGCGACCAGGACUGCACAUCCUUCUGCAGCAAGAGAUCAACAUGAGCGUUCACUGAAGCAGGGCUAAACUGAUAUUCACUCAUCUGCAGGACUGCCUCUUUAUUCUUCUAUCAAACACCUGGAGAAUCACCUCCGAGACAAGGUUCACGUCUGUCCUAAAGCAAGGCCUUUACUGAGAAGGAGAAUUAAAGAGACGUGGGAAGGAACGAAACGUCUUGAGCUGCAAUCAUGGACAAAUGACAUCAGAGUAAAGCAGCGGUGCAUGGGCUGAAACUCUCAGUGUGGGCAUGGGGGACUUCUGUGAUCGGCUACUAUGAUCUGACCACCUAAACAGACAUAAAUGAAGUUUUAAACCACCGAGACAAUCACUAACAUGCAACAUGUAAAGGACUUCAAAAUACUGCAUUCACUAAAGCGUGCUGUACAGCAUCCUUGUUCUGCAACACUGGCUACUUCUAAGAAAAGGUGCUCAGAUUGACGGCGUUUCUAGAUUUCUGUUGACAUUUCCUGAAUAAUCUUUGACAUGUGCAAAAUGGUCGUGCAUUUCUCAAAUCAACUCGUACACUUAGCAGAACACCAUGGAUGACCAUCAGGACAUAAUUAGAAAGAAAAGUCUGAUGGAAAUGUACAGAAAUGCUGGACAGUAUACAAUUAUGUAUAACAUUAUGACACAAUGAUGGAAAGACUGAAUAGUUUUGAGCAAUUCUGAUCAGAGAACUGUACCAAAGCCACUGAAAAAACAAACAAAAAACGGAAUAUGAUUUUUCAUAAUUUGAUAUAUGAGUUCCCACAUAAGCAUGAAUAAUUAUUUCUAUUAGAAAAAGACAAAAGGGAAAUUCCUCGCUCUCUCCAAGCAUGAACAGAAAUCCUGUAUAUCACCACUAACCACAAGACAUCUGUUUUAAAUGCCAUAAUUUUGAUAUCAGAGUAUAUUCAAGAGAGUAUAUAUUUAUUACACUAACUAAACGUUGUAUAAUACAAUCUCCGCUUCUGACAACCACUAGAUAAUCAAUCAUUUAUUUAUUCAAAGCUUUAACAUUUAUCUGAGUCAUGCCAGAAGCUGACUGAUAUUCCUGAACUGACAUUCGUGUUCUCACUUUUCAUGGUCAACAUAAAGAUCCUGUUGUUUGUUAUUAAAUUAAACCUGUGCUGUGUUUAUAUCCA